Lathyrus oleraceus (garden pea) is the source of this 924-nucleotide messenger RNA. RefSeq lists its product as uncharacterized. The record is from RefSeq and is a predicted model, not a curated record. Lineage: Eukaryota; Viridiplantae; Streptophyta; Magnoliopsida; Fabales; Fabaceae. Bases 1 to 924 code for a protein of 307 amino acids. The transcript has 3 exons.
AUGGACAAGAACAUUCUUGAUGCUGCUAGUGGUGGAGCAUUAGUCGAUAAAACUCCAGCUGUUGCCAAAGCCCUUAUUGAAAAUAUGUCUCUUAAUUCUCAACAGUUCACCACUAGAGACAAUUCUGUGCAAAGCAAAGGCGUAAGUCAAAUUCAAGUUUCUUCCAACAAAGCUUUAGAGACCAGAAUUGACGAACUCACUGCCUUAGUCAAACAGCUGGCAGUAGAAAACCCUCAAACAACAACUUUGUAUGGCAUUUGUACUUCUCCUGAGCACCCGACCGAUACUUGUCCUAUUCUGAGAGACGAGUCCAUUACUGAGCUGCCACAAGCUUAUGCAGCCAACCUUUACAAUCAAAACAGGUACAACAACACUCAUGACCUGUCCACCAACAAAUACCAUCCCAACCUUCGAUAUGGAAACCCGCAAACCAGCCAACAACAGAACUCACCUCAAGUGGCUGCCCCUGCACCUUCCGGACCAUCCUUGGAGGAUCUUGUUAAGCAAAUGGCCGUGAACAACCUCCAGUUCCAACAAAGGACCGAUGCUAGCAUUCAGAUCUUGAACACACAGAUGGGACAGCUUGCUACUCAAAUAAAUAACAUGCAAGCUCAAGGUUCGAACCAACUUCCAGCCCAGACAGUUGUCAAUCCGAAUGGUCCUAAUGCUAAUGUGAGCGUAAUUUCUUUGAGAUCCGGAAAAGUUACAGAGUCAGCCCCUGAAAAAAAUAAAAAAAUCAUUGAGGUUCCUAAGUAUGCAAAGUUUCUAAAAGAUUUGUGUACCAACAAAAGGAGGAUUAAGGGAAGUGAAAGAGUAAACUUAGGACGAAAUAUUUCUGCCUUUAUUCAGCCCAAACAAUCAUCCAAACAGAUUGUAGGCGAGCAAAAUGUUUCAGCCCUCACUACUCAGAUUUCUAUAUUCUAG